Messenger RNA from Piliocolobus tephrosceles (Ugandan red Colobus), 982 nucleotides. RefSeq names its product neuroligin-3. The annotation marks the transcript as partial. The transcript has 2 exons. The record is from RefSeq and is a predicted model, not a curated record. NCBI's taxonomy places the organism in Eukaryota, Metazoa, Chordata, Mammalia, Primates, Cercopithecidae.
GUUUCCUGAGUACUGGAGAUCAGGCUGCCAAGGGCAACUAUGGGCUCCUUGACCAGAUUCAGGCCCUCCGCUGGGUGAGCGAGAAUAUUGCCUUCUUCGGGGGAGACCCCCGCCGGAUCACCGUCUUUGGCUCGGGCAUUGGUGCAUCCUGCGUCAGCCUCCUCACGUUGUCACAUCACUCAGAGGGACUUUUCCAGAGAGCCAUCAUCCAAAGUGGCUCUGCUCUGUCCAGCUGGGCUGUGAACUACCAACCAGUGAAGUACACCAGCCUGCUGGCAGACAAAGUGGGCUGUAAUGUGCUGGACACCGUGGAUAUGGUGGACUGUCUUCGGCAAAAGAGUGCCAAGGAGCUGGUAGAGCAGGACAUCCAGCCAGCCCGCUAUCACGUGGCCUUUGGCCCUGUGAUUGAUGGUGAUGUCAUUCCUGAUGACCCUGAGAUCCUCAUGGAGCAGGGCGAGUUCCUCAACUAUGACAUCAUGCUAGGUGUCAAUCAGGGUGAGGGUCUCAAGUUUGUGGAAGGGGUGGUGGACCCUGAGGAUGGUGUCUCUGGCACUGACUUUGACUAUUCUGUCUCCAAUUUUGUGGACAAUCUGUAUGGCUAUCCUGAGGGUAAGGACACCCUGCGAGAGACCAUCAAGUUCAUGUAUACAGACUGGGCAGACCGUGACAACCCUGAGACCCGCCGUAAAACACUGGUGGCACUCUUCACUGACCACCAGUGGGUAGAGCCCUCAGUGGUGACAGCCGAUCUGCACGCCCGCUACGGCUCACCUACCUACUUCUACGCCUUCUAUCAUCACUGCCAGAGCCUCAUGAAGCCUGCUUGGUCAGAUGCAGCUCAUGGGGAUGAAGUACCCUAUGUUUUUGGGGUUCCUAUGGUAGGCCCCACUGACCUUUUCCCCUGCAACUUCUCCAAGAAUGAUGUUAUGCUCAGUGCUGUCGUCAUGACCUAUUGGACCAACUUUGCCAAGACUGGGUAAGG